Molecule: messenger RNA, 1765 nt
Organism: Vicia villosa (hairy vetch)
Lineage: Eukaryota; Viridiplantae; Streptophyta; Magnoliopsida; Fabales; Fabaceae
Exons: 3
Coding region: 332-1381 (349 amino acids)
Source: RefSeq, a predicted model, not a curated record
CACCUCAAAACUCCAAUGCUAACGUGUUCUUUAAUCUUAUUAUCUACACAUAAAAUAAUUGAUAGACUAUAGAAAUGAAAACCAGUUUAAUCAUAUUUUAAUUUCUAGUCUGAAAACCAAUAAUAGUUACAAAGCUAUAACUCUAUGCAAACCAUGGUUAAGCUCAUAGGAACUUUUAUCACCUAAUCUUUGCUCUAUGGUUAAGGCAUAAAAAGACUAGAGAUUUUCUUUGGCAUCUUUCUGCUAGAGAUUUUCUAAGGUGUUAAACACUAGAAAACCAAUUUCUUUUAUUUCUGCUAAGUAGUGAAGAUUGAAGAAGACAAUUAUUACCAUGGGAACAAACAACAAGAAGCUUGGAGGAUCUGAGGAAAUGGUAGAAGAUGAAGUUAAGGCCACUCAUAAACUUCCUGUUGGACCUAUGCACAAAUUGAUAGCAGAGAAUACCAAGUCAAACAGUUUAGUCAUGAAGAAACCGAAUUUGGUGAUUCCGGCUCAUAUCAUAGCGGAAGCAAUAUCAACUAUCCGCGACAUCGACCUAAGAUGGUCAGGUCCAAUCACGCAGAAAGAAAUGGAAUAUGUAGAACAAUAUGUCAUAGCGAAGUAUCCGGAAUAUGCGAAUCUCAUUGAAGGAGAUGGAAGUGGAAUAGACAUGUCAAGUUUCAUCAUCAAUGAGGAGCCUUCAGAAUUACCAAUGUCAGAUGCUCUAAGAAAAUCACCACGGUCGCCUUCAUUCGGAAGCAACCUACCUGAAAUGGAUAGAACGCAGCUGGAACCAUCAAGACUACUUGAUGUUAUCAACAAGAAAUCCUCCUUUCCGGGAAGUUUCAUCUCGAUCCCGGAAAUUCAAGCUCAAAAUAAAGUUUUGAAGCAUUGCGGUUUACCAGACGACGAAUACUUGGUUCUUUUUACUCCGAGUUACAAAGAUGCUAUGAUGUUGGUUGGAGAAAGUUACCCUUUUGUUAAGGGAAACUACUACAUGACUAUUCUUGGUGAAGAACAAGAGGAUUAUAUAAAAGAGUUUGCUUCUUUUAAGGAGUCUAGGGUUCUUAUAGCGCCAAAGACAUGGCUUGAUUUGAGGAUUAGAGGCUCUCAGUUAAGUCAAAAUUUUAGGAGGAAAUGUAAGAUUAGUCCAAAAGGGCUAUUUGCUUAUGUAGCAGAUGUGAAUGGGACAAUGCAUUGGGUUUCUGAGGCUCAUAGGAACUAUUGGCAUGUUUUGCUUGAUGCAUCUGAAAUGGUUGUGGGAAAAGAUAGGUUACAUGUUGGACUUCAUAGGCCUGAUUUCUUAGUAUGUUCUCUUGAUAACACAAAUUCCAGUCCUGCAAAAAUCACUUGUCUUUUGGUUAGAAAGAAAAGUUUUGACACCUCCAAUACUUCAUCUUAGGCUCAAUGUUGAAUGAGGAUAGUACUUGUUUCAGAUUGUUGGACAAUAUUUGAACUACAUAGUAAUUGGUGAUGUUUAAUUGGUAUCAUGAACUCUACACACAAAAAGAAAGAGAAACUGUGGGAUUUUCCUUGUGUAAUUUGUUGUAGAUUGAGUAAAAUGUUUUUGACAUAAAUAUAUAUAGAGAUAAAACACUAAUUAUUGGCUUGGAUGCAUGUAUUAGUCUCACUGGUCAUUUGGUUGGUUUUUUAUCUUGUUAUUGAUUGUAUAUGAUUUUGAUUUGCUUUUUGUGGCUAAACCAAUUCUCCAUAACAAUUCAUCAUCUAAGUUUUAUAUUAACAUGAUCUUAAUUAUGAAAGUACAUAAUGAAUAGUAGCUCCUUGG